Molecule: messenger RNA, 4794 nt
Organism: Eremothecium cymbalariae DBVPG#7215
Lineage: Eukaryota; Fungi; Ascomycota; Saccharomycetes; Saccharomycetales; Saccharomycetaceae
Gene: MON2
Product: Mon2p
Exons: 1
Coding region: 1-4794 (1597 amino acids)
Source: RefSeq, a predicted model, not a curated record
AUGGCGUCAUCUAGUCCGUUUGCCAUAGUAUCACGUCAACUGUAUCAGGAUUUGAAUGCGUUGUCUUCUGAAUCCAAAAGAAGAAAUUCUGAGGUUAAACAUGCAUCUGAUAAAUCGCUUCAAAUCUUAAGAAUAGUUCAUAGUUUUCAGGAAUUGGAACGACAUCCCGAUUUUGUACACCCUUUUGUAUUAUCAUGUAAAUCAGGAAAUGCUAAAUUUACUACUCUUUCUAUGCAAUGUUUGCAGCGAUUGGCAAUCCACAGAUCUAUUUCCAAGGAACAGAUUGAACCUGUCUUAGAAGCAUUAAUAGAUUCUACUCAAUUGGCUGUUGAGAUCCAAUUGAAAGUGUUACAGAUUGUCCCAAUAUUCUUCAAAACUUAUGGGAAAUUUAUUACUGGUCCUCUAUGUGCCAAACUUCUAUUCUGUUGUUCUACGGUACUAUUGACUCCUAGCAAGGCCCCUGUUGUUGUAGGUACUGCUAGUGCCACUUUAAAGCAACUUAUUAGUGAUGUAUUUGAGCGAUUAAAAUAUUCAGAUAAUAGCGAUGAAGAAUAUAGUGUUUUCACGAGCAAUAAUGAUACCAUUAAGGUUAACAAUCACCGGUACGAUGCAAACAUGCUAUUUACAGAUCUAUGUUCGGUGCACAGCACUCACAAACGGGAAGUAUCAUUGUUGGAUACAAACUGCGUAACAGAGGAAUAUGGUUUAGAGUUGCUAGAAACUGUGUUAUUGAAUUAUGAGUCCUUAUUUUUAAAAUAUGAUGACUUGUUGUUUCUAUUGCGAACCAAAGCAGUUCCGUUGCUUCUUAGAUCUGUUUCUUCCUCGAAAAGUUUUCCAAUUGUGAUGAGAAGCUCGAGGUGUAUAACGCUUCUAAUCAAGGUGCAGUCCCUAUCUCUAUUAGAGUUGGAACUGGAAGUUAUCCUUUCUCUUUUGAUCCAUACCUUAUCACCAAAGUCAGAGAGCCAGUCAUGGAGGAGGGUCUUAAUUCUGGAAAUAUUCAAAAAUAUUUCCUCUGAAAAUGAUUUAAUACCUAAUAUAUUUAAGGCUUAUGACAUGCAUGAGAGCAGAAAGAAUGUUAUAAGCACUUUUUUGGAUACUGUGAUGGAACUUUUGAACUCACAGACAUAUGCCGAAGUUUUACAAGGAUCAUCUAUUCUACUAAGCUCAGAACAACCCCUUAUUUCAUCUGAUAAUUUAAUUUCGAAGCUUAAUUUCUUAGAUCUUUUGGAUAAAACAAGUCCUCCUUCAGUGGAACAUUCUUAUGUCAUUUACUUAAUUUUGAUGAUAACUAAUUCCAUUUCUAAUUCUAUUGGUUCAAAAGCGGUUCAAGCAUCCAACGAUGAGGAUGAUGACACUUUAUCUGAAUUGGCUAUACUAUAUCAGCGGAUAUUCCCCAAUCUGUUUGACAUCCAUAAAACAUUUCUUUAUUCAAGUACACUAGACAAUGCGUUGUUUCAUAAUUUUGUUCGUGCAUUUCAGAAACUUGCACAUGCCGCUGGGAUACUUCAACUUUCAUCUGAGCUAAAUAAAUGCCUACGCAUUUUUUGUCUGGCUACGAUUGAAAACAAGCAGGAUGAAGAGAAUAUCCACGAAAAUUUAUUCACACCUAGUCAACCUAGUUCUAAUGCUGCGGUUGUAUUGACAGCUAUAAGUGAUACUUUUAGAGGCACACCAACUAAUGUUAAUAAUAAAAAGGAGCCUAGACUGCAGAGUAGAAAUUUCUAUCAGCGAAAUAUUAUUGUUUUCAGGGCAUUAAUUUCUCUUUCUAUAUCACUCGGACCCACGCUAAGCCAGGAAAGUUGGAAUUAUUUAUUGCUGACAUGGCAGUGGACCUCCUAUUACGUUUAUGGACCAACUCAAGAAUUCUUAGAUACUUCUUAUGGAAAACUCACUCCACCUGGCCCAAAGUUAAAUAAGAGUGAUAUUUCGGUAAUUGAAUCUAAUGGUUAUGAACUCUUUGAAAGCACUGCUAGUUAUACCCAUGAAAGUUUUACUACCUUUUUAACAUGCUUAAUCGAUGCGUCACUUCGUGGUUUCAAGAAGUCGACCGUUGUUUUCGCCAUUGAUACUUUUUGUGAGGAUCCAAAGAGUGAGAUACCGGAAUGUUUUUACAAUAGGUUAUUUUAUGUCGAUAAGAUUAAUGAUUUGAUCAAAUUCAACAUCACAAGAUUUACAGAUUCAGAUAGCAACCAAGAAAUUUGGACUCAACUAGUCGAUUUCAUGGUAGGUCAAAUAGCGGAUAGGUCUUUGUCAAAUUCGUCUUUAAGAUUAUACUUGGCAGGUGCGUUCAUGGAUGCCAUUAAAAUGAUAGCAACUGAAACGGAGAGAUUACAACAGGAUCAAAAUUUGAAAUUCGAUCUUAUUGGUGAGAUGUUACUCAAUGCAUUAAUGAAGCUAAUAAAUACUAUUAUGACAUUGGAGAUAACCACUGACAAUAUAUUUAGUGGUGUUAUCAAUACAGAGUUUGAUAUUGUUUUUGAAGCUUUGAGGACUUUAAAGGAGUUAUUAGACAACUUCGGAGAAAAUUUAAAAUCUUCUUGGUCAACAGUUUUUAAAGUUCUACUUCCACUAUUUCCAAUCAUUAAUCGUAGUUACGAUAUCAUUGGAAUGGAAGGAAAGGAGAACACCACUAUUUUAGAUGCAAUUCAACAAAAGCAUAGGGAUAUGGUACAAAUAUCAUUUGAAGUUUUUAAACUAAUAUCGGAUGAUUUCUUACAAUUAUUGCCAAUAAAUGUUGUUAAAGAUGUAAUUGACACUCUAUUGCAAUUUGUUCAACAGGAACGAGACUUAAACAUAUCAUUUUCUUCAAUUAGUCAAUUUUGGCUGGUGGGUGACUACUUAAGGACGAUAUUACCCCCUAGGGAAAGCAAUUCUGAUACUGCGGUGGAACACGUUUCAUCUGUAACUUCAAAUGUCUCGGCAGAAAAAUCAAGCGAAGAAUCCUUUGACACUCUCUGGAUUUAUUUGUUAAAGGCAUUGGUGAUGUGCACAUCGGAUAAUAGAUUGGAAGUUAAAAAAGGCGCCAUUCAAACAUUUUUUAGAAUUGUUGAUUCAUAUUCUUCAUCAUUUCCUCCAUGGGAACUAAUAUCUGAUAAGGUUAUGAAACCCUUGUUGUCGCUAGCUCCAACUAUCAAGGAGUAUGAUUCCUAUUCUGAUUUUUUGUCGGUCACCUUACAAGGACUAAUUCAACUUUACUCAACGCAUUUUUCAAAUUUCAAAAAUCACAAUUGGGAUACCGAGUGGUCUUGGUUGUUUGAAUUUAUGGGUAGAUUACAAUGUAGUCAGUCAUUCGAAGCUAGGUUCGUUGUUUACAGGAGUCUUGAAGAAUUGUUAAUUUUACUCGAUGAUAUUGAAGAUGUUCCACAGACAGUGGUUCAAAGCUGUUACCAAAUUUGGUCAACAUACAACGUGAUAUACAGUGAAUUAUUUCCUUCAAAUGAGAAAAAAAGGAACAACAUCGACUGCCUAGAACAAUUGAUUAGCUGUUUUACUCCAAUGUACAAGUUGCUGGCAAAAUUUGACUUGAUUACGAUCGAAAAGAUAGAAGAAUGCCUAACAAUCUUCAACAUUGGAUUGCGGUAUCCAUUGUUACCAGAAUACGUCUCAGAUAAGAAAAAGCCUUCGAGUUUGCAAGCACGAGUGCUUUCUUCUGUAGAACAGUUUAAAAUUAACCAACCAGCGGCUAUUGAGAUUCUUGUUUGGUACCAAUUAAGUUCUAUAAUUGUCUUACCAUUUGAAACAAGACAACGAAUAGAAAAAAAGCUAUCUGAAAAAUUGAGUAGCAGUACCAAGUCAAGAAUACCAACAUUUGAAGCCAUAAGCUACCAGGCAUCUAUUAUAUUAAAGGAACGAAUUGAGAAUUCUGAAAACUUUUCUGAGGAAUUUUUGAAUCGCAAGUAUCUAUUAAAGACUUUAAAGAAUCUAUAUGGGCCAGUAAAGAACAAGUCUAUGGUCACUGCCAAUGAUAAGGACGUGCCGUUAUGGGUAUUAUCUUCAAGGUGUUUUCGCAACAUAUUUAAAUUUGUCUUUUCUUUACUAAAAGAUUCAGCCGAUAAACAUCCCAAAGACAAUGCCAGUGAACUCCUAGAGUUAUACAUAUCUACUAUGAUUUCCCCCUUAGAACGAAUUGACAAACAGAAAGAUAUUCAAACAGAAGAAUUUGACAUUACAGAAUAUCAAUCUCAUAGAGAUUUACUUCUGAAAUAUAUUGAUUUACCACUGCUAACGGUUAAACACUUUCAACCAUAUGUCUCGUCUUUGUGGAGUAGUUCCUUUUAUUAUGAAUCUGAUGAAAUAGAGGAUCACCUGAUAAAGACCAAUGCAACCUUGCAAGAAAUUACAUGCCAAUUAGCCAAUUUUGACUUUGACGGCAUAGUUGGCUCUACUCAAGAUUCAAGAUUAUUAUCCAAGUUUGAGCUCACUACUAUUUGUAUUGAUGACCUUAUCAACUUUUGUAAAUCAGCAAGUCCUGGAUAUGACCUGUUAAGGACUAUCUCUGUACCAUUUUUAGUAUCUCGUGUUGCAUUCGUUCUCAGAAGAUACAUCACAGAAGAGUCUUUACUCAAUCGUGCCCCUUUGCCUAAAAUUAAGAGAUUAGAACUUGUAAAGAUUUUAUUUGGAUUGAAUGAUGUGCUCGAGUUUCAUAGGCAAAGAGGAAAUACAGAUGAAGGAAAAAGAAGCCUACUGUUGCUAUAUCCAUUGUUAUUAAAGACGAUCCCAUUAUCCCACAAAGUUGACGAGUUACAAGAUAUCCUGCAGAGACUCUCGUUAAAAUAUAACGCCCUGUUUACCUGA